CUAAACGCUGCAGCUAUGGAUUCAAGAGCAGUGAUUGUCUUAUUAUGGAUGUUGCUGUCGUCCACCUCCACUGGAAUCAAGCUAGAUGGAAAUGGUUAUGUUGAUAUUAUAAUUGCAAUCGGUUCAAGAGUACCACAGGAUGACAUGCUCAUUGAUAAAAUCAAGGAAAUGGUCACUGAAGGGUCGUAUUAUCUUUAUGACGCAUUGGAUGAAAAGGUCUAUUUCAAAGAUGCUACAAUACUAGUCCCAUCCCACUGGAGUGUUAAGGAUUUUUCCAAAGCAAGAACAGAGUCUUUUGAAAAGGCCCACAUAAAAAUUGAUUAUGCUAAUUCAGCAAACAACAUUGAGCCCUACACUAAACAGUAUGGAGAAUGUGGAGAUGAGGGAGAGUUCAUUCAUUUUACCCCAGAAUACCUCCUGAAUGACACUUUAAUUGAGCUUUAUGGAUCAAGAGGAAGGGUCUUGGUGCAUGAAUGGGCUCAUCUGAGAUGGGGCGUGUAUGAUGAAAACAAUGACAAAAAACCAUUCUACUACUCUAACGGCCGUAUUGAACCUACAAGGUGUAGCAAAAACAUUGAAGGUCAGUUUUAUGAGGUUACUGCUGGAGGAUCUCUUCAACAGUGCCGUUCUGAUCCAGAAACUUUGCUACUUACCAAGGAGUGCACAUUUUUUCCAGACAGAAAUCAAAUCACAAACAGCUCCAUAAUGUUCUUACCAAGUCUGGAUCCUGUGACUGCAUUUUGUCAUGAAAAUGAGCACAAAAAUAAAAAUCCAAAAACACAAAAAAUAAAUAAAUCAAACAAAGCAACAUGGACUGUUAUAUUUGAGGAUUCUGUGGAUAAAGAUGCACUUCGUUCUCUGAAACCACCGGAGUCCCCUCCACCACCACCAUCUUUCAAAAUUGUGCAACGAAAGCAACGGGUCGUUUGCCUCAUCCUUGAUGUCUCAGGAAGCAUGAGAGGCUCAAGAAUUCUUCUACAGCAACAGGCUGCCACACAUUUCCUGCGGAACAUCAUUGAGGAACAAGCCAGUGUUGGAAUUGUACAGUUUAGUACUUCUGCUUCUACUCUGAGCCCCUUGACUACUAUUGACAGUGACAACACAAGAGAGAAUCUUAUCAAAAUGUUGCCAAAAGUAGCAGAUGGAUGGACAAACAUGUGCUUGGGACUUAGUCAAGGCUUACAGGUACUUACAGUAGAUAAUGGGGAUGCAUUAGGAGAUGAAAUAAUUUUUCUGACAGAUGGUGAGGCGACAGACAACAUUGAAUUGUGUGCUCCAUCCGCAAUAAAAAGUGGUGCCAUUAUAAGCACAGUAGCAUUCGGUAAGAAAGCAGCUACUGCAUUGAUUGAAAUGGCAGAACAGACUGGAGGAAAAUUUAUAUAUGCCAAUGAUGAACUGACCUCCAACCAGUUAAUGGAUGCAUUUGCUUCGUUUACAUUUUCAACUGGAGAUUACACAAAAGAACCAGUUCAGCUAGAGAGUGUUGGAAAAAGAACAUCUGAUUGGUUCAAUGGCACAGUAUCAGUGGAUCAGACUGUUGGGAACAAAACCAGCUUUGUAAUAAUCUAUGAACUAAGUUUUCCUAGUGUUUACAUACAGUCACCAAGUGGCUUAAUCUACACUCAGACAAAUACGAGUCAUGAUAAAUUGCUAAAAACAGUCACUUUAAACGUUCCAGGAACUGCAGAGCCUGGGGACUGGCAGUACAGUAUUCAAACUACAAUACUUCAGGCUUUCACUCUAACAGUAACGAGUCAAGCAGCACAAGCUGAUGUUCCUCCUAUCACUGUCAAAACCCGCAUGAAUCAGAAGUCCAGUGACGGCACUAAACCCAUGAUAGUGUUUGCUGAAGUUAGUCAGAAUUACAGGCCUGUAAUAAAUGCUGAAGUGUGGGCUACACUGGAGUCGGAAACUGGGAUCGAACAUACUUUUCAACUCCUGGACAAUGGAGCAGGAGCUGAUGCUUCUCAAGGUGAUGGAAUCUAUUCCAGAUAUUUCACAAAGAUGGUAAAUGGGAGAAGCAGCUUGAAAGUAAGAGUGAAGAAUCAAGAAGGACAAACCAGAUUAGCUGCCCCAAAAAAGAGUGGUGCCCCAUACGUACCUGGAUAUGUAGUAAACGGUGUAGUGCAACUGAACCCUCCAAAGCCUCCAGUUUCUGAAGAACCACUUGAGGUUGGAAGCUUCACCAGAACAGCCACCGGAGAGAGUUUUGAGGUGACUCUUUCAGGCACAGCUCCACCAAAUUUCCCUCCUAACAGAAUCACAGAUCUGAGUGCUGAAAUCCACGAGGACACUGUGCUUCUCAACUGGACAGCUCCUGGUGAGGACCUCGACCAAGGGACAGCUAAAUCCUAUGAGAUCAGGUGGAGCUUUGACCUUGAUAUGCUUCGAGACAGCUUCAGCAAUGGUCAUGUAGUCAACACAGCUGCUGUCUCACCUCAGGAGGCUGGAUCAGUUGAACAGCAUUCAUUCAAUCUCAGUUUCCCAAUCCAAAAUGGCACCACACUCUCCUUUGCGAUUCAGUCGGAGGACGAAGUAAAUGCAACAUCUGAAACCUCCAAUAUUGCUCAAGCUUCAAAGAUCCUUCGUGCUCCAAAACCUCCAGGAAUAUCAAACCCAGGCAUGAACUUGACCGUUCUUGUCAUUUCUGUGUGUGUGGUAACUAUGAUCAUAUGCUUUAUUGUUGCUGUAACAACAUGGGCAGUGAAACGCAAAAAACUCUCUUCUGAAAGUAAAGUGGAAUUAACAAUCUGAUGAAAAUGAAUGUCAAAUCAAUCCCGAUGUACAUCCAACAGCUUUAGAACAUUUCUUAAAACAAUACCAAACAACAUUUCUUAAUAGCAUGUAUAAUCUUAUAAAUUAUUAUGAUUUUUGUUUUGUUUAUCAUGUAGGAAUCUGUGUACUGAAUGCAAAGUUCGUAAUAGUUCACCAUACUGUUCAGGUGUACAAUAGUCCACUGUAAUACAAAACAAAUCCUGAGAUCUUUGCACCGUUACGAUAGCCAUGAAGAACUUAACCUUGACUAAAAUGGAACAUUAUUGUCAUUAAUUAUCGAAGGAGACACCCUAUGUAGACACAUACUAACUAUUCAUGUUAAUGUAAAGUAACACUGUUUAUAUGUACGACAUAAACAGAUUCUGAACAGGG
This is a messenger RNA of Cyprinus carpio (common carp), 3147 nucleotides long. Its product is annotated as calcium-activated chloride channel regulator 3A-1-like. The record is from RefSeq and is a predicted model, not a curated record. NCBI's taxonomy places the organism in Eukaryota, Metazoa, Chordata, Actinopteri, Cypriniformes, Cyprinidae.